Dicentrarchus labrax (European seabass) is the source of this 1216-nucleotide messenger RNA. RefSeq names its product proliferation associated nuclear element (gene pane1). The record is from RefSeq and is a predicted model, not a curated record. The coding region runs from base 110 to 664 and encodes 184 amino acids. The transcript is spliced from 6 exons. NCBI's taxonomy places the organism in Eukaryota, Metazoa, Chordata, Actinopteri, Moronidae.
GACGUCAGACGCACGUUCUGAAAAGAAGCGCGAGACUGAAACCGGACCAGAGGGUAUUGACAGGAUUGAGAUUAGAUUGGAUUUAUUUACUAACGUUAAUUGGACGAGGAUGUCGUUGUUGAAGCCGUUUAGUAGACUUCCUGGUUUGAACACGGCGAGCAUCCUGCUGGUGGAGAAUGAGGAGCAGUUUCAGCAGAGUUUAGCAGACGCUCUGGUGGAGGAGACCGCUGUCACUGUGAAUGUGAGACUAGCUAAGAGUCUGCCUCUGCCCAUGAAGAACGAGGAGGGUCGUCCAAGAAUAGACCUGGUGGUGUUUAUCAUCAACCUGACCUCAGAACUCAGUUUCCAGUCAGCAGAAGCUUCCCUGAAAUAUUUGGACCCUGGAUAUUUCCUUGGAAAAGUCUGUUUCAUGGUCACUAACGCUCGUAACGCUUCGGUCCCCACAGAGCGCCUGGACACUGUCAGAAAGCUGGCUGCAUCGCUCCACUGCCCCUUGCUGUUUGCUGAGGAUCAGACACCAGAUGGUGUGGCCAAUGCUACAGAGAGACUGCUGACCAUCCUGAAGGUGGCGGCUGGCCUUGUUCCCAUGGCUACUGCUCUGUACCUGUCCAACCUGACUCGCUGCACGGUGCCCCCAGACAUCGACCAGCCAAGUUUUGAUUAACUCCUGUGGCCGUAUCCUCUGAAGCGAUGCCCUCUCUGACUUAUUCAUGUAUAUAUUUAUUUGUAGUAGUUCAUUGGGACACAUUAGCAUCGUAUGUCCACUAAUCGUUUUACAUUAAAUGUCUGUGGUUUGGCUGCUCUUCUCUGCACUGCGUGGGCAUGUACAGUCUGUGCUUGACUGACAUCUCUCUCUCUCUCUCUCUCGAGUCUGGUGGCAUGAUGUGAUGUCCAGCAUUGGCUCCGCCCACCUACAACCAGAUUGAAAACCCCUGUGUGGGUUUGCAGGGCCAUUAAAUUAUACUGAUAUCAACGUGAUGCUGCACAGCUUCAUUUAAAGCCACAGAGUGGCAUACAGUAUGCUUUCUAUGUAUAUGCUGUGUAGUGUGUGAGUGAGUGAGUGAGUGAGAGUGUGUGUGUGUGUGUGUGUGUGUGUGUUUGUGUUUGUGUUUGUGUGUGUGUUAUGGUUCAGACAUUUGAACCAUCCACUGGAUGCUUUUAACAGGAAAACAAAGUGUCAAUUCGAGGAAAUAAAAGAUGUCUAUGAUCAAUAAAA